Messenger RNA from Ostrea edulis (European flat oyster), 1715 nucleotides. RefSeq names its product coiled-coil domain-containing protein 42 homolog. Lineage: Eukaryota; Metazoa; Mollusca; Bivalvia; Ostreida; Ostreidae. The record is from RefSeq and is a predicted model, not a curated record. The transcript is spliced from 9 exons. The coding region runs from base 151 to 1089 and encodes 312 amino acids.
UGUUGUUACUGAUUUUAGACUGUUCUAUCCAUGACAACCAUAUUUAGUUUGCAUAUGGCACCCAUAGACGUAAACAAUUCCUGAAGCGAUCGAAGACUAAAGACUUGUAAAAAUUUCUGUUAUAUGCAGUAGAAACAUAAGAAAACAAUCAUGACAGUUAAUUUAGAAGAGUAUUUCAGAACAACGUUCGAGGACAAACUCCUCGUUAAAAUGCCUGAGAGGGAGGAUGAUCAUCUUACCCCUGCCACAAGACUUCUUGAGAAAAGAAGAGAAAUGCAAGAAGUUGAGCAGGCAUUGGCUGCCCAAAAAGAGGAAUUCCAAAUGAAAAUGGAAAGUUUGCAGCAAAGAAGAGAAGAACUUGAGAGAAAGGAAUGCCAACUAAAGGAAUCCUUGUUGAAAUUUGACCAUUUCUUAAAGGAAAAUGAUUCUAAAAAGGCCAGAGCACUGAAAAAAGCUGAGGAAGAGAGAGACUCCAAAAAGCAAAAAGACAAAGAAAUUGAUAAAUUAAAACAGGAAAGAUCGGCACUUGUGAAAUCAAAGGAAAAACUUCAAGCAAAACUGGAGAAGUACAAGAUAUAUCACAAGUAUAUGGAAAAGGCUUUAGAAGCUGGGGAAGAAUUCCAUGAAAUGAGGGACAUUAUUGCCAGACAUGAUACCCUUGUUGCUACUCAUGAGGAUUUGCUGGAAAGGGAAACAAAGAAUCAAGAGAUUAUAGAGAAACAGAGACAAAAUCUAUUGAAAUACAUAGAGGAUAAAGACAAUGAAAUUCUUUCAUUCAAUAAUGAACUCUCAGGACUUCAAACAAGGUUAGAUACAGCCCAAAGUGAGGCAGUGAAAUGGGAAAAUGAGUGGACCCGUAUUAAAAACACAUCUGCAGAAAAAACACUGGAACUUGGGAGAAUCAAAAUGGCAGCCCAUAACUUGUACCAGUUAGUCAAACGGCAUCAGAAACAGGCUGCAGAUGAGGAGGAAACAUCAGAACAGCUAAACCAGAUUCAAAUGUUCUUAGAAGAUCUGACAGACAUUGUUCGGGAAUUAAAGAGAUCAGACACCUUUACUUCAACAUAUAUUCCUCCCUCCUCAAGCUGAAGAUUUCCUUUUAUCUGUGUAACAAUGUGUACUAUCUGGAUAUGAAUUAUAUGCUUUCUUUCAGAUAAAAAUGUUCAUGCAAGAUUUAACAACCAUUACCAAUGAAAUCAAGAGAAUGGAAAUGCCAGGAACUUCAAUUGCCCCACCCUCUUCAAGUUGAUUUUUAUGAUGUUCUUAAAAACUGUGAAAAUGUGUGUACAAUGUAUUAUCAAACACAAACUUACAGAAAAGGAGUUAAUUGUUUUCAUAAAUACCUUGUCAACUGACCUGCAUCAGUUGUUUUACAAUUGUAACUGCCUCCGUGGAUUUCCUUGUCUUUUAAUCUAGAUUGAAUUCUAGGUGUCUUGUACAUAUUUCCAACCUUGAGUUUUAAUGUAAGCAGUUUCAAAAAGAGGAGUUUUAUUUUCACAUUCCUAGUUUGGAAUUCGCAUUUUCACUGUGAUUUGCUGCCUCUCACUGUUUAAUUGUGAUGUCAUUUGUUUGUGUGAAUGAGAGAAAGAGCCUUGAAAGAUAUAUUCUUCCAUGGUUUUUGUUGCUAUAUAGGCAUGUGCUGUUUUUUUCAUAAUCAGGAAAUAUACAUUUUGUUCACUUAUUUUGUUAUACAGUAAAUAAAUUCUAGAUUGUAA